AUGGCCGCCGCCGCGCCGGAGGGCGAGGGCCUCUUCGCUGUUCCCGAGCCCUUCUCCCCGUCCAUCUUCCUCGACUUGCCCCCGACGCCGCGCCCCGAUAGCAACGGCGAGGUCCUGGCCUCGUCGGACGACCUCGUCCUCCCCUUCAUCACGCGGAUCCUCAUGGAGGAGGACAUCAACGACCAAUUCUUCUACCAGUUCCCCGACCACCCCGUGCUCCUCCAAGCCCAGGAACCGUACGCGCAGAUCCUCUCUGACGCAACGGCUCGCACCAACAGCGCCGCCUCCUCGGGGUCCCCCGCCACCAUCUCGCCGUCCUCCUCCGACGGCCCAGUCCAGCUCCUCCUGUCCCCGCCGUACCCCGAUACGGGACUGCACGGCUUCACCGACGACGGCGUCGGCACCUUCUUCUUGCCCGCACAAGGUGGUGGCAGCCCGGAGUUCGAGCAGAGUCCGGCGCAAUUAAGGACCACAACCUUGCCCACCGGCGACGGUGACCACGCGGCGCUGGCCUCCGUCUUCUUCAACAGGGGAGACGCGGACGCGGAGAUGCUCAACAAGGCAUUCCUCAAGGGUAUGGAGGAGGCCAAGAAGUUCUUGCCCACCACCAACAGCCUCCUAAUCGACCGUGAGGCAGAGGAGGAGGAGUUGGGCAUUAAUGGCAGGGGCCGCAAGGACAGGGACAGGCUCAGUUGGGAUGACUUGGAGGCUGAGGCGUGCAGGAAGAGCAAGCUGAUGGUGCCCGAGCCUGAGGAAACUGGCGAGAUGGUAGAUGAAAUGAUUGUCAAUGGACUGAAAUUGUGCCUCAAAGAAAUGGAGGCCCUGCGAAUCACCAUGGGCAGUGAGGCUAAGAAGAAGGCCAGGAAGGGCAGAGCGAAGUCGGCGCAGGGAAGGUCUAGCGCCAACGAGGCGGUGGAGCUGAGCACCUUGCUCAUCCACUGUGCACAGGCCGUGGCCAUGGACAACCGCCGCAGUGCGACUGAAUUGCUUAGACAGAUCAAGCAGUGCUCGUCGCCGAGGGGUGACGCCACACAGAGGUUGGCGCAUUGUUUUGCAGAGGGAUUGGAGGCGCGGCUGGCAGGGUCAGGGAGCCAGCUCUACAGGUCUCUCAUGGCUGAGCAAAUCUCGGCCAUGGAGUACCUCAAAGCCUACUGGUUGUACCUAGCAGCUUGCUGUUUCAAAAUGAUGGCAUUCAGGUUCUCCAACAUCACAAUCCUCAAGGCCAUCGCAGGGAGGAAAAAGGUUCACAUCGUGGAUUACGGCGUGAAUUAUGGGGUUCAGUGGCCAACUUUGCUAUACCGUUUGGCGACCUUGGAGGGUGGACCUCCUGAAGUGAGGAUCACUGGCAUUGAUCUCCCCCAGCCCGGCUUCCGCCCAGCUGUGCGGAUCGAGGAGACAGGGCGGCGGCUUAGCAAUUAUGCUCGUCAGCUCGGUGUGCCAUUCAAGUUCCACGGCAUCACGGUGAGGUGGGACACAGUUUGUGCUGAUGACCUGAACAUUGACCCUGAUGAGGUACUCAUUGUCAACAGUAUCAUGCAGUUUGGAAAUUUGAUGGAUGAGGGGGUCGACAUUGAUAGCCCAAGCCCUAGGGAUGUUGUCCUCAGAACCAUUCGCAAGAUGCAACCUGAUGCGUUCAUCCUUUAUGUCAUGAAUGCCUCGUAUAGUGCUCCAUUCUUUGUAACACGUUUCCGGGAUGUGCUGUUCUUUUACUCCGCAAUGUUUGACAUGCUGGAUGCCACGGCUCCACGGGAUAGUCACCAGCGCUUUUUGGUUGAGCGGGUCCUCUUUAGGCAGUGUAGCCUGAAUGUUGUUGCCUGUGAGGGCACGGACAGGGUGGAGCGCCCGGAGACAUAUAAGCAAUGGCAGGUGCGGAACCACCGGGCAGGGCUAAGGCAACUUCCACUGGAUCCAGAUAUUGUAAAGACCUUGAGGGACAAAGUUAGGGAUCAGUAUCACAAGGACUUUGUCAUUGAUACGGAUCAUAACUGGCUCCUGCAAGGAUGGAAGGGACGCAUACUCUAUGCCAUGUCGACAUGGGUUGCAGAUGAUGCUGUCUCAGAACUUUAG
Messenger RNA from Miscanthus lutarioriparius, 2067 nucleotides. NCBI's taxonomy places the organism in Eukaryota, Viridiplantae, Streptophyta, Magnoliopsida, Poales, Poaceae. The record is from the annotation of a GenBank genome assembly.